GCCGUCGUCUUCUUCACUUUCAUCCUUUCAAGCAACCAAAAAUGUCAAACACCGAAGAACAAGAAGGACCACAAGAACUCACGUUUGAACAAAUCGGAUUAGACCCACGUCUAAUUCACGCCUUAACCAAGAAAAACAUCCAGCAACCCACUCCAAUUCAACAAACCGGAAUCCCAUUAAUCCUCGAGGGUAAAGAUGUAGUUGCUCGUGCGAAAACGGGUUCUGGUAAAACGUUUGCUUACUUGCUUCCGUUGCUUCAAAAACUCAUGUUGUUGGAUGGUAAGAAUAGUAGUGUUUCGUCGGCGAAAGCAUUGGCUCCUACUGCUAUCAUUCUUGUUCCGUCAAGAGAGCUUUGUCAACAGGUUUAUUCGGAGGUGGUCUCGUUGAUUGAGUUGUGCAGAGUGCAGUUGAAAGUGGUUCAGUUGACGGGUGAACCGAGCUUUUCGGAAAUGGCGAGCGCCUUAGCGGGUCCUCCGGAUGUUUUUGUUUCGACCCCUGCGUGUGUUCAACGGUGCUUAUCUUCGGGUGUUCUUCAGGCGAAAGGGAUACAAGAUUCUCUUUCGAUUCUUGUUCUUGAUGAGGCGGAUCUUCUUUUCACUUAUGGAUAUGAGAAGAAUCUUAAAGAUCUUAAAGCUCACAUUCCGAAACGAUGUCAAUGCCUUCUCAUGUCUGCUACCUCAAGUGAAGAUGUUGAAAAUUUGAAGAAACUCUAUCUACACAAUCCUUACAUUCUUACUUUACCAGACGUCGGUGACGGAAAGGACGAUAUCGUCCCUAAAAAUGUUCAGCAAUUUUGUAUACAAUGCAGCGAACGGGAUAAGCUUCUCCACAUUCUCGCACUUUUGAAGCUCGAUCUUGUACAAAAGAAAGUUUUAGUAUUUACAAACACCAUCGACACAAGUUUUAAACUUAAACUGUUUCUUGAACAGUUUGGUAUAAAAUCCGCCGUGUUAAAUGCCGAGUUGCCCGUAAAUUCAAGGCUACAUAUCCUAGAGGGAUUCAACGCUGGGCUCUUUGAUUAUUUAAUUGCAACCGAUGAUAGUGAAACGAAAGAAAAGGAACAAACCGACGCAGAAAAGCAGGCCGAAACGAAAAAGUCAAAAAAACAUAAGAAGCGGAAGUUGGACUCAGAGUUUGGUGUCGUUAGAGGCAUAGAUUUCAAAAACGUUUAUACGGUCAUAAACUUUGAUAUGCCUUUGAGUGCUGCAGGGUAUGUUCAUCGAAUCGGGCGAACUGGACGAGCAUUUAACACGGGUCAAUCUGUUUCGAUCGUUUCUCCUGAUGAGAUGGAAGUAUUUGAAGAAAUUAAAUCGUUUUUGGGAGAAGACGAAGAGAAAGACUUGACAUAUGUUGCUCCGUUUCCGCUUCUGGAGAAGAAUGCUGUCGAGUUUUUACGGUAUAGAGCUGAGGAUGUCGCAAGGAGUGUGACGAAAAUCGUUGUCAGAGAAGCCCGAGCUCAAGAUCUUCGCAAUGAAAUUCUUAAUUCUGACAAGUUGAAAGCUCAUUUUCAAGAAAAUCCAAGGGAUUUAGAUCUUCUGAAGCAUGACAAGCUUCUAAGCAAGAAAGCCCCUGCGCCUCAUCUACGUGACGUGCCCGAGUAUCUGCUGGACCCGACAACUCAACAAGCUAGCAAAUUUGUUAAACUCACCCGAGCUGCUAUGGGAAGAAAUAGCAACAAUAACAGCGGCAGGGGUCGUAAAGCCAGACCCAAAAAAGCCGGAGAUCCCCUCAAGACUUUUUCUGCAGACGCUAAAGGGCAGAAGAGGAAAGGCAAAGAGUUUGGGCCAAAACAGAAAAAGAAGCAACAAGUAUGAUUGUAAAAAGUCUACCAAAAUUUUGUAGCAUUGUUUUUGAGGGAUCUUAAUCAUAUAGACUUAUGUAACAUUUAUUUUGUUAUAGUUUUUAUUCGACUGAAAAUUAAUUUGCGCGGAUCUUAA
This is a messenger RNA of Helianthus annuus (common sunflower), 1937 nucleotides long. Its product is annotated as DEAD-box ATP-dependent RNA helicase 16. Bases 42 to 1814 code for a protein of 590 amino acids. The record is from RefSeq and is a predicted model, not a curated record. Gene Ontology annotation, cellular component: nucleolus. The transcript is spliced from 13 exons. Lineage: Eukaryota; Viridiplantae; Streptophyta; Magnoliopsida; Asterales; Asteraceae. Gene Ontology annotation, molecular function: ATP binding; nucleic acid binding; RNA helicase activity.